Epinephelus lanceolatus (giant grouper) is the source of this 1700-nucleotide messenger RNA. RefSeq names its product opioid receptor, kappa 1 (gene oprk1). The record is from RefSeq and is a predicted model, not a curated record. Gene Ontology annotation, cellular component: plasma membrane; neuron projection. Gene Ontology annotation, biological process: G protein-coupled opioid receptor signaling pathway; sensory perception of pain; neuropeptide signaling pathway. Gene Ontology annotation, molecular function: neuropeptide binding; dynorphin receptor activity. NCBI's taxonomy places the organism in Eukaryota, Metazoa, Chordata, Actinopteri, Perciformes, Serranidae.
CACAUUUCCGGCAUCCGGGAUUUAAUCUCAGGCUGAUCGUCCUGUAAGAAACUCUGAAUCAGUGUCUUUGUAUUUACCCGAACUUUUCUGGAGGCAGGAGAACAGUUUUUUGUAGCAGACAUCGGAAAUCCAGCUUGUUUUGGGGCUGAUAUCUGAACGGUCAGUUCACCCCCAACAGCAGCAGCAGCCCGGCCGGUGCAGGCAGCGCUCAGCACCAUGGAGAGCAACGUGGUGCGCAUCUUCAAAGAGGACAGGUGUCCCUCAGGCCAGCUGGAGGAGUGUUUCCCAAACUUCACCUUGCCAUCCGGCUCGUUGGACAUCUUAAACUACACACUCAACGGCACCUGGGAUGCUGAACCCGAGCCCAUGUCGCCCAUCAUCCCCAUCAUAGUCGCGGUGUACUCCGUGGUGUUUGUGGUGGGCUUGGCGGGCAAUUGUUUGGUGAUGUAUGUCAUCAUUAGAUACACCAAAAUGAAAACAGCCACCAACAUCUAUAUCUUCAACCUGGCUGUGGCCGACGCCCUGGUCACCACCACCAUGCCUUUCCAGAGCACCGACUACCUGCUCAGCUCCUGGCCGUUUGGCGAGGUGGCGUGCAAGGUCUUCAUCUCCAUCGAUUACUACAACAUGUUCACCAGCAUCUUCACCUUGACCAUGAUGAGCGUGGACCGCUACGUGGCCGUGUGCCACCCGGUCAAGGCCCUGGAUUUUCGCACGCCCGUCAAGGCCAAGAUCAUAAAUGUGAUCAUAUGGGUGCUGUCAUCUGCUGCUGGGAUCCCUGCCAUGACGCUCGGCGGAACGAAGACCAACAACGGGACUACAGAGUGUGCCCUGCAGUUCCCUGAACCCUACAGUUACUGGGACACCCUGAUGAAGAUCUGCGUCUUCAUCUUCGGCUUUGUGGCACCCGUCAUCAUCAUCACCGUCUGCUACUCUCUGAUGGUCAUGCGGCUGAAGAGCGUGCGCCUGCUAUCAGGCUCACGCGAGAAGGACCGCAACCUGCGCCGUAUCACCCGUCUGGUUCUGGUGGUGGUCGCCGUCUUUGUGGUGUGCUGGACACCCAUCCACAUCUUUAUCUUAGUCAAGGCGCUGUCCGGCAACGUGCCCGAGACCACCGCCGUCAUGGCUGCCUACUUCUUUUGCGUGGCACUGGGCUACACCAACAGCAGCCUCAACCCCAUCCUCUACGCCUUCCUGGAUGAGAACUUCAAGAGGUGCUUCAGAGACUUUUGCUGCCCAGGCACCCAAGGACAUGGAGACUCUCACGGGGUGAGCCGGGUGAGGAGCACUUUACGGGACCACACGUGUCCCACAGAAGCGCGGGCAGAUAUGAGGCAUGCCAGACCCGUAUGACUAGCCAUGGACGUGUCCUCUAUGCCCUAUCAGGGCUGGGAGGACUCCAAUGACCUUGGGUUGACUCAAGUCACCACUGCCAUCUGAGGGAAAGGCUAGAGAGGGCUAGUUAUUUAUUCAUCCAGCAUGUUGGUCAGAGAAUCCAAAAACAGGUUCAUGUAGAAGAUCAUCUUGUGAUAUUUACAAUUUUUUAUUGUCAACAAAUCACAUAAAAAAACCUAAACCAUCGCAGAAUGGAUCCUACUAACCGGUAUUCGCUGUGCAGUUGAGAUGUGAUAUGUUAUUUCUUUACUAUUGGCCAAAAACCAUUGACAUGGCAUGUUCCUUCAUUGUGAUGAAUAUAUGCA